Messenger RNA from Halichondria panicea, 1755 nucleotides. Its product is annotated as sushi, von Willebrand factor type A, EGF and pentraxin domain-containing protein 1-like. The record is from RefSeq and is a predicted model, not a curated record. Gene Ontology annotation, molecular function: protein binding. The transcript has 7 exons. NCBI's taxonomy places the organism in Eukaryota, Metazoa, Porifera, Demospongiae, Suberitida, Halichondriidae. The coding region runs from base 46 to 1566 and encodes 506 amino acids.
GUAAAUUACAUCUUUGGACAGUAUAAAUUAUAAUAACUCUCAGAAAUGACUCUUCUACGAUCUCUCAACUUCUAUAUUGACCUUACGGUCAUGUUCUAUUUAACUUCUCGGUGUACGAUCACAGCCCAAUAUUCAGUGAGUGUGGAGAGACCAUGUCCAAUGGAAACAGUCACUUACACCUGCACUGCUCCUGGAAAUUCCUUGAGAUGGGUACUGUCAGAUGUUACUGACAUCGAUAUCCUCUCCACCCCAUCGGGUCUCAAUGUACCACUAAUGCAGUCAGGUUACACUGUGACACUGAUUGCAUUCAAUGACACUACAUUAACAUCAACUCUGUCAAGAACAGCAGAGAAUGGGAUCACUGUGUCGUGUCUGGACUUGCCUACAACUAUAGGAUCUUCAAUGAUCCAAUUGGUUGAUCUACCAGGACCACCUUCCACCAUAAGACACUCCACUCUGAGCAGCUCAGCCGAUGAAGUCCGUGUAUCUGUGCAGUGGAACCCUCCUACUGAGACUGGUGGUAGAGAUAACCUAACCUACACAGUAACCAUCUCACCUCCAGCCCAGCUCUCUGCUACUGUCCUCACAUCCACCUCUGUCACUGUGACUGCUCAAUACAAUGUGGACUAUGCUGUCAGUGUUGUGGCUACCAACUGUGCUGAGAACAGUACGACAGCUGAGUACAACUUUACAAUUGGCAACUGUCCUGUGUUGACCAACCCCAUGAAUGGAGCCUUUGUACCAGUCUCAAGCAGUUUACCAGGAUCCACAGUAACCAUCCAGUGUGACGCUGGAUAUGUUUCUGCUGUUACAAUGGUGAUAUGUGAGGGUACACUAAUGUGGAGUCCAGACCCUGAGGCUAUUGAGUGUACAUCACUACCCACACUCCCUCCCACAACUCCUCCAAUGAACUGCGCAGUUCGACUAUCCUCACCACAGAAUGGCACCAUCAGUGAUCAUUCAGUACCAGCUAUUCCUGGUACUCGUGUGUCCUUUCAGUGUGACGCUGGACUGUUCCCUGAGGGAAUGAUGAAUGCCACCUGUCUAGCUACAAGAGAGUGGGACAAAAAUCCAGGGGAGAUUGUCUGCAGAAAUGAGUCUAUUUCCUGUGUCCUGCCUGCCCCUCCACUCAAUGGAGCAUUACUCAACACCAACUCUCAGAACACCAACCUAACCGAGAGCUCAGUCAUUACCUUCCAAUGUGAUCCUGAGUUCUCACUGAUGGGUGCAGUGACUGCCACUUGUAACAACUCUGGUCUCUGGGAUCCUGACCCGGCUUUGUUGGAUUGUGUAUCUAGAAGUUUUCAAUCACCCACCCUAUCUACUGAUGCAGCUGUUUCUAUCAGCGUGGUUGUCACAGCAGUUGCUUUCACAGUCAUUGGAUUCCUCGCUGGACUCUUAGUGAUGCACCUUUGCUCUCGUAAGAAGGCAGUGUACUUUCCAGCAGCUGAAGGACAAACUAACUUAAGACCCACUGUACUAGCUGGCCCUGUUUAUGAGGAAGUGUCACCCAAAGAGGAGAUUGAACUGAACACUAACCAGGCGUAUGGACCAGUAGGACUGUAAAACUUCUGUUAAUGUGCAUCAACUGCAUGCUCAUGUUUUUCAAUUAAUGUAUAUAUGUAAAUAUAGUUACAUAGCAUGUAAACAAUUAAAUAGCAUUGCGUCUGCAUGUUCAUUAUAGAGAACAAUGUAAACACAACAUCUGCAUUUUCAGUAAAAUCCCCCAUACAUGUUUUGUAUCAACUAAAAGAA